Molecule: messenger RNA, 1011 nt
Organism: Blumeria graminis f. sp. triticale
Lineage: Eukaryota; Fungi; Ascomycota; Leotiomycetes; Helotiales; Erysiphaceae
Source: the annotation of a GenBank genome assembly
AUGAGUUUCAACAUAAGACAGCCAUCGAAACUAGUCACCAGCCUUAGGGCUUUUCCACGAAUCACUUCACGUUCAACUCCAAUCCGAUCAUUCAGACUCCAGUCAUCUACCCCAUUUAUCGCCUCACAAAUAUCUAAAUCUAGUAAAAGACAGAGCUUCGGAUCCUUCUUCAAUCAUUCAUCAAGAAAGUACCAUGCAGAACCUAUUGCAAAUCCUGGAAACCUGGUACAGAAGCUAAUCGUUGGUGGUGCAAUAUGUGGGGGUACAGUACUCGCUAUCAACAUGGUCUUCAAUCGCGAAACCCGGGAAGACGGUGGUAUGCCACCCUACGAGAGAGCUUAUCUUAACGAUACAUUCCUCCAUACCGGCCUAGGUAUCGGUAUCAUAGGACUCUCAGCCAAAGCAAUGUUCCAAUCCGGUGCUAUGUAUCGUAUGAUGGCAACAAAUCCCUGGAUAGUUAUGAUUGGAGGACUAGGCCUUAGUUUUGGCACCAUGAUGGCUACUCGCGCCACCGACCCCUCAAAUUACAUUCAAAAAUACGCAUGUUGGGCUGCAUUCAAUGGGACCCAAGGAGCAUUACUCGCCCCUUUGCUAUUUAUGGCACCACCGGCACUUAUCGCGAGGGCCGGCCUUUAUACUGCCGCUAUGAUGGGAUCAAUUGCGUUUGUUGGCGCAACUGCUAAGCAAGAGAAGUAUUUGUACCUUGGCGGACCCCUGCUCGCAGGUGCCGCACUUGUUGCUGUAUCAGGUCUCGCACCGUUGGUUCUUCCGAUCACCGCAACCCGUACGCUAGCUUUUACAGAAAACAUAUGGCUGUAUGGUGGACUUGCAGUUUUUGGUGGGUUCACUCUAUACGAUGUGCAGAAAGUAUUGAUGCACGCUAGAAUGGCACAGCGAGGAUUGUUACAAAGAGAUCCGGUCAACGAGAGCAUUAGUCUUGAGCUAGAUUUCUUAAACAUAUUUGUUAGAAUGGUGCAAAUUCUGAUGAUGCAACAGUCGAGAAGAAAGUAG